Messenger RNA from Drepanopeziza brunnea f. sp. 'multigermtubi' MB_m1, 1560 nucleotides. RefSeq lists its product as uncharacterized. Gene Ontology annotation, biological process: plasma membrane lactate transport. Gene Ontology annotation, cellular component: membrane. Gene Ontology annotation, molecular function: secondary active monocarboxylate transmembrane transporter activity. The record is from RefSeq and is a predicted model, not a curated record. Lineage: Eukaryota; Fungi; Ascomycota; Leotiomycetes; Helotiales; Drepanopezizaceae.
AUGGCGGAUCAGAUCAACCAUGAGGAUCAGGCCCGCAGCGGCCAGGUCAUUGCCGCAUACGCAAAGACCCGGCUCAGCACCCUCAAGCCCCCGAUGAAUAGAGCUCCGAAUCCCUUCACGCUCCUCGCCAUGCUCAGUACUAAGCAGUGGCUCUUUUUCUUGGUGGCUUUUUCCGCGUGGACGUGGGAUUCUUUUGAUUUCUUCACCGUCGGCUUGACCGUCAGCGACCUUGGCAGGACCUUCAACAAGACCAACACGCAAAUCACAUGGGGCAUCACCCUGGUGUUGAUGUUCCGGUCGGUGGGCUCCAUCAUCUUUGGGCUCGCAGCCGAUCGAUACGGUCGAAAAUGGCCGUUCGUCGUCAACAACCUCCUCUUCAUCAUCCUCGAACUCGGGACGGCCUUCUGUCAGACGUACGACCAGUUCCUGGCUUGCAGAGCCCUGUUCGGGGUUGCAAUGGGAGGCCUGUAUGGAAAUGCGGCAGCGACGGCGCUCGAAGACUGUCCCGAGGAAGCUCGGGGGCUGGUCUCGGGCAUGUUGCAGCAGGGCUACGCCUUCGGCUAUCUUCUCGCCACAGCCUUUGCGCGAGGGCUGGUGAACACCACGCCUCACGGCUGGAGACCGCUGUUCUGGUUCGGAGCGUGUCCACCGGUCCUGAUCAUCGCCUUCAGACUCUGCCUCCCCGAGACCGAUGCCUACAACGCGCGUGUGCUCGUACGCAAUGAACAGGCCAACAUCGGGAAGACGUUCGUGGCCGAAGGCAAGGUGGCUUUGAAGCGUCAUUGGAUGAUCCUGGUCUAUCUAGUGCUUCUGAUGGCCGGCUUCAACUUCAUGUCCCACGGCUCCCAGGACCUCUACCCGACCAUGCUCACGAACCAGUUCAACUUCUCGGCCAAUGCCGUCACCGUCACGCAGGUCGUCGCUAAUCUGGGGGCCAUGUUGGGGGGCACCGUGAUAGGCUACUGUUCCCAGAUCUUCGGCCGCCGCUUCUCCAUCAUCUUCAUCUCGAUCAUCGGUGGCGCGCUCUUGUAUCCCUACACCUAUACCUCAUCCCACGCCGUCAUCGCCGCCGCCUUCUUCGAACAAUUCUGCGUCCAAGGGGCCUGGGGCGUCAUCCCUAUCCAUCUGAUGGAGCUCUCCCCCGGCGCCUUCCGCACCUUCGUCGUCGGCACCGCCUACCAACUCGGCAACCUCAUCUCCUCCGCCUCGUCCACGAUCGAGUCCACCAUCGGGAGCGAGUAUCCCUUACCACCCGCAGCCGACGGCACGAAGCGGUACCAGUACGGCAAGGUGAUCUGUAUCUUCUUGGGCUGCGUGUAUGUCUACGUCAUUAUCUUGACCUUCGUCGGCCCCGAGUACCUGAAGCGGAGCUUCGAGGUCCGGGACGAUGAGGACACUGCCGAGGCGGCGGGCCACGACACCACCGAGGCUGCGAUGAGCAAGAUUCACAGGCAGGAGGGCAUGGGGAUGGGGAUGAGUGCGACCGAUAGGGCGGAUAUCGAGGCGAUUGAAAAGGGAACUACGAGGAGUGGAGAGAGCACGGAUGCUGUGCAUCGUUAG